AUUACCAUUUAGAAUGGAUUAAUUGACAGCUCCGUAGACCUAUCAGAGCGAGGUUGGCCUCCAUGGGGUCUGGUGGGGUUGUGAGCGGCGAUGAUGGUCUUUAAAUAAACAGGCGGCGAUUCUCAUCACGGUGCGGCUGCUGUCACCAGUGGCGUGGAAAUGUGUCUGCUGCUGGGGGCUACGGGGGUUGGUAAGACGCUGCUGUUGAAACGACUGCAGAAUAUCCUUCCUCUGGGCUCCCUUUCGAAGGUGCCUGCUCCCUUGCCCAUGGUCGGCACCAACCUCACAGACCUGAUGCUUCACAAGAGGAAGCUGACAGUGAGGGAGCUGGGGGGAUGCAUGGGGCCAAUCUGGUCCAGCUACUACCGAGACUGCUCCUCUGUCAUUUUCAUGAUUGACGCUGCCAACACGUGCCAGGUGUCUGCCUCCUGUGUGCAGCUGCUGUCUGUCCUCUCUGCAGAGCCCUUGCAAAACGCCGCUGUGCUCAUCCUCUUCAACAAACUGGAUCUCCCCUGCCCCAUGAGCCUGGUGGAGAUGAAGUCCUUGUUCAGGUUGGACGACAUCAUCACCUGUGCCAGCCAGCCCAUCACAGUGCAGGAGGUCAGUGCGCGCAGCGGGCGUGGCCUGCAGGACGUGCUGCAGUGGCUGGAGUCACAUCGCCCAUCGUGCUGAGGGACUGGCAGUACCUACACCGGCGAGCCAACACCAGCUCUCCCCUUCGCACCAGGACCCCUGAGAAUUAGAAGCCCGGGCCACACUCACAAUCACAUUCAUUCCCACUCAGCCAGGAUAUCCAACUCUUAACGACACAAGCUUUUGCCUCCUUUCACUGGACUACCUGCAUGUAUGGUGGGCAGCUGCGUCAACAUGCAUAGGCCUCAAAGGAACAAGUAAUAGGUUCAUUCCUCACACCCGAAGAAGGCUC
This is a messenger RNA of Lepisosteus oculatus (spotted gar), 925 nucleotides long. The record is from RefSeq and is a predicted model, not a curated record. NCBI's taxonomy places the organism in Eukaryota, Metazoa, Chordata, Actinopteri, Semionotiformes, Lepisosteidae.